Messenger RNA from Cladophialophora psammophila CBS 110553, 423 nucleotides. RefSeq lists its product as uncharacterized. The record is from RefSeq and is a predicted model, not a curated record. NCBI's taxonomy places the organism in Eukaryota, Fungi, Ascomycota, Eurotiomycetes, Chaetothyriales, Herpotrichiellaceae. The coding region runs from base 1 to 423 and encodes 140 amino acids. The transcript has 2 exons.
AUGUGCAACUGGUAUCUACCAACUACAUCGGGGGUUGUCAGCUGGUUUGGCCUCAUAGGCUUUAUUCUCACUCUUUUGUUCAUCCCGGAUACGACAGGUCUCGGCCUUCGUAAGCAGGAACGAUACUGGCAUUUCAUUCGGGAAGGACGACCUCAAGAUUACCACGGCAUCACAAUCCAGCCCAGACAUGUCAGUUGGUACGAAAGAGUGGUCCUGAAGCGGCACCUCCAGUAUAACCCGGAGCUGGAUCGCCUUGCUCGGAUCAAUGAGCUCAGGGACUUGUAUGAGGAGGCCGAGGGUUCCAAGAGCGGCGAAACAGAUGAUGAGAAAACUCUCCCAGGAACCAACCAGGCCGAUCUAGACGACAACGUUAGCGGAUACUUCGACAUGAAGAGGCGACACGGGAAGAAACAGGAUUUGUGA